UCUUAUUUGUAUAUAUUAUUUUUUUGUAUUAAAAUAAAUGUAACUGAAAGAAAAUUUGAAUAAGAUAACACUCGAUCGAUAUCGAUCUAGUGGAGCUAAAUUAUCUGAAGAACAAAAAGAACUGAAAAAGCCGGCGGAACUGGUGGAGCCAGAGGAACUAUCGGUAUCAGUCCUUCUUCAAAGCGGAACCAGGGGAGCCUAGGGAUAGUUGGCGGCUUUUUGUGUGAAAUUUUGCCGUCACCUGUGAUAAACAUGGAGAACGCCCUGUUUACGAACGUCAAGAAGCUGUACGAUCACCAGCUCUACGAAUGCGUAAUCCCUCCGGCCAGCCUGUUGAGCACUCUGCUUCAGAAAGAUCGAAAUAUAGCCACUCUGGAGAUGGAGUACCAGGUGCAGCUUUACUUGGCCAACUCGAACUACAAGGAGCGACACUUUCGGAUAGCUAUGCGGCAACUGGAUGAUCUUUUGUAUCAACGACGCACCAUGAUCCGCUACAAGAACGCCUGCCUGGUGGCCAUUGAGAGUGCCUAUGCUCAGUUCACGGACGUGGAGUUGCGACGGCGCCUGGCCGACUGCUACAAGGAGAUCGGAGAAUUUGCCAAGGCCAUUGCUACGCUCAAUACCAUUCCGGUCAAGUUGAGGACACCGAGAGUUAACCUGAUGCUGGCGCGCCUGCAGCAUCGAGGCCGAGGAUCGGGAACUAUGGGUACUUCCAUAGCCAGUUUAGGCUGUCGCAACAAAAAGGAGGCCAUCUUGGCAUACAAGGAUGUGGUUCGCGAUUGUCCAAUGGCCCUGCAGGCCAUAGAUGCUCUUCUGGAGUUGGGCGUGGAUGGGAAUGAGGUUAACUCGCUGGUUAUGAGUGCCGGCACAACACCCAACAACAUAGACUGGCUUAUUACCUGGAUCAAGGGUCUGGCCCAAUUGUACGACUGCGAUCACAAGGAAGCGGCUCAUACCUUUCUAUCCCUGAACGAUGGAACCCAACUGCGACGUAACGAGCACCUUCUGGUGGCCAUUGGUAAGUGUUAUUACUACCACGGCACCCCCAUCUUGGCGGCCUAUUAUCUCGCCACGGCGGUGGCAAGGAAUCCAAAUAAUAUGGAAGCUGUCGGACUGCUCUCUUUGGCGUAUGACGUCGGAAAAAUGCCUGAAUCCGAACAGGAACGCGAACGUCUCUAUGUCCAGGUGGCCGCCGAACGGGAAUUCACCGCAGGACAUUGGUUCAUCCAUGCCCUGAAGAUGAAUUCGAUUGGAAAGUAUGAGCGUGGCUUGGAUUUCGUGGAACGCUGCUUGGAUAUGGAAUCGCAUCACUUGGAGGGAUUACUUCUGCGGGCGCGAAUGCUCUCCUCGCUGGAACGUUUCACGGAGGCGGUGGUAGCCUAUCGUGUGGUCCAGACAGUGGCACCGUUUCGUUUUGAGAUCUACAAGGGUCUGUUCCAUUGCUAUGUGAGUCUGCGUAGGAUUAAGGAGGCGGAGGCCAUGUGUACGUGGAGUAUACGAUGCUUUCGCAGCUCGCCAAGAAGCUAUACGAUGAUGGGACGCACUCUGUUUCAUUUCUGCAACCGGGAGAAGGUCAAGAUUAGUGCCCGCCGUUUUGCCGAAAAGGCGCUGAAAAUCGAUCCCGACUACGCGCCCGCAGUGGCCCUUCUGGCGGAGAUCUAUAAGGAGGAAGGGGAACUCAAGUCGGCCAUCAAGCUGCUAGAAACUCAUGUGGAACGGGCGCCGUGCGCAGAUCUCUUCCGUAUUCUCGGUGAUAUAAUGAGUAGCGAAAAGCAGUCCAUCAAGGCCUUGGAGUAUUAUUAUUUGGCACUGGGAUUGGAUUCAAAAGACCCCCAAGCCUUGAUGGGUAUCGAAGCCUUGAAGAGUUCUGGGAUUCCCGAUGGCUCAUCCAGUGAUGAUAAGCGUUCCACAUCUAGUUCCAGUUUUGCGGAUACCUCGUCGGCCGGUGGUCAACAGUCCGAACCCGAUUUUGUCCUUAGCGAUAACUAUGUAUCACAGAUCCUCGGUGAUCCAGUCUCAUCGCCGGCCCUAAGUCAGCAUGGAGAUGGCACGGGUGAUAUCGAUGUAGAUGUAGAUGUGGAUGUAGAUGUAGCUGCAGCUGCAGAUGCCGAUGCAGAUCCAAAUGCACAUGCAGCUGAAGAUGCUGAUGCUGAUCGGUUGGUGGAGGGUGAAGUCGAAGCCUCGGACACAAUGACGGAAACCUUGUGGCACGAUGCCGAUACCGAAAUGAAUAACUGAAGUUAUCAUUUUGGUUUUUUGUUUAUUUUAUCCAUGUUGUUACUUGAUCUUGCCAUAUAAAUAUAAUCGUUGUAGCUUUAGACUUAGA
Messenger RNA from Drosophila bipectinata, 2326 nucleotides. RefSeq names its product anaphase-promoting complex subunit 7 (gene APC7). NCBI's taxonomy places the organism in Eukaryota, Metazoa, Arthropoda, Insecta, Diptera, Drosophilidae. The record is from RefSeq and is a predicted model, not a curated record. Gene Ontology annotation, molecular function: protein binding. Gene Ontology annotation, biological process: cell division; positive regulation of mitotic metaphase/anaphase transition; protein ubiquitination. Gene Ontology annotation, cellular component: anaphase-promoting complex.